UGUGUUCUCAAGUCUUGCCUCUGUAGCGCCACGGGAGUCAAAACGACGGCGUGACAUUGUGGAGGUUACAGGCGUGGACGCAGGACGACGCUCCGAGAUGGAAGCCGUGUUGGUCGGCCGGGAUUUGGGUUUUUAACGGCGUAUAUCGCGUGGAUUACAACAUACCUGUCUUUGGUAUCCUGCCUGUCACAGGGCACACAGUACAAAGAGACACAGACGUGUUGCGGUCCACACCUCAAACCGGGAAGGGGCUGCUACGUCUGCGUGGAUGGAAGCAGGGUUAUCAUUUUCCACCCCGACACAGAACAACAUAAAAAGUCUUUUUUUUAAAGAAGCAAAGUAGUACGCAGCUAGCUUGCUAGCAAAGUUGGCUACUCUAAGAACUUUAGGGGCAAGCCUGUAAUUAGCAACGCUGUGGUUUUCCAGCUGAUGUCGCUGGUCAAAGUUCCGUUUAUAGAUAUCGUUCUUGUCCGACUGACCAAGGAGAGAUAGCCCAUGGGACCGCGAAGAAGUUUAUACUCGGAAAAAGUUGGCUAAUAUUUGGCUAGCUCGCGAAGCGUCGUGUUAGUACGUGGUUGAAAAGUGACGCGGGGGUCCUCGCCGACGUGAAGUGAUGAUGGGGUCGCUGAAGGCUCUACAGGAGUGGUGUCGGAUCCAGUGCGAAAACUACCAAGAUGUGGACAUUAGGGACAUGUCUAGGUCUUUCCGGGACGGCUUGGCGUUCUGUGCCAUAAUACAUCGCUACAGGCCGGAGUUGAUAGACUUUGGCUCGCUGUCAAAAGAUGACGUCUAUGAGAACAACCGACUGGCCUUUGAGGUGGCUGAGACGCAGCUGGGGAUUCCAGCACUGUUGGACCCAGAAGACAUGGUAGCGAUGAAGGUUCCUGACAAGCUCAGCAUCAUCACCUAUGUCUCCCAGUACUACAACUUCUUCAACAACAAGUCUCAAGCAAACCUUCCCUCCAUGAAGAGGCCAGCCAUUUUUACUCAUAACGAGCCAGCACAAAAGAAGCCCCCGACUCCUCUAGAUGACAGAGAGGUUGAGUCUGAGCCGAGCCAAGCCAAGGAGGCGGGUCUGGAAGCGACAAAGCGCAGCACGCUUAGCAGCACCUGUGCUGCCUGUCAGAAGCAUGUCCAUCUGGUGCAGCGGUUUCUGAUAGACGGCAAAUUAUACCAUCGAAACUGCUUCAGGUGCACUGAGUGUCGUAGCACUUUGCUACCUGGAUCCUACAAACUACAAAGUGAUUCUGGAGUGUUGGUCUGCACCCACCACCUUAAAAGGCAAGCUCCAGCAAAUCAGAAUGGUCGACCGGAUCUGAGCCAGAGGCCGGUUGUAGUCCAGUCGGCCAGGAUCGGUUGCAGCAAGAGCCCCUACGCCUCGACCUCUGAGACGAACCAAGAAAAGACCCCUUCCCCAGUGGGCAAGGUGAAUGAGAACGAGGUGCCAACAAACAUGACUGUCAUAGUCACUCCUGUGCAAACAAACAAGGUCACCUUGGAAGACACAGACAUGCUUAAUGACGGUAGAGAGACUGAAGACAAACACCGUCCCUCUUCUCCUCCAAACCCUUUUGAUGAGAGUGAUGAUGAAGGUGACGAUGAAUCAGCAAGGGAAGAAGAAUCACUAACUCAUGAUAAGUCUAACGGUGACCUGCCAGCUGCACAUGUCAGUCAAAAUGAAGCCACACCCAGACCAGUGCCAGCACCUCGCCGAGUUGCCCAGAUCACCCCACCGCCCCUUCCUUCCCCACGUGUGAGACUACCCCGAACAGCUGACAGCCUUGCAGCUGGUGAACCUCAGAGUCUGCCCACCCCUCCAAAACCCAGGGAGAGAUCGAAGUCUCCAGGAAGCUUGUCCCGUGGCUCACAUAAACCCAAAGAUCCACCUUGGCUUGCCCUGGUCCAAUCAGAAACCAAGAAGAAGAAAGCUCCUCCCCGUCCCUCUGCAGGACUGUCAACAUCUCCCAAUACAGGCUCUGUGUCUUCUCUUAAAGACGAAGGCUCCAGAUCCAGUACGCCCCCCUUGCCCUCUAACCCUUUUGAGGAUGAUGAGGAUGAAAAUAACGAAGCAGAAGAAGAGGAGGAAGGUGUUGCUGUUCCAACAACAAUGGCGGCGAGUCACCCAUGGUACAGUAUCACACAGGUGGCUGAUGCCUCCGAUGCCAACACGCCCCCAAGCACAGGAAGCUCCUCCCGCUCAGCCAGCCCAGGAAGUGCUAAAAGUAAAAAGCGUCCAGCACCUCUUGUACCACGGCCACCUGCUGUGAACCAAGUUCCUCUGCAUUCUCAGCAGUCUUCUCGCUCUCCAACUCUCAGUGUGGAGAGUUUGUCUUCUGGGUCUGACCAGAGCUCCUCCCAUCAACCCCCGGCAACCGCUGGAGGCAAGGGCCAGGAACAUUGUUUCUCUAAAAGUGUCUCAGAGCCUUCCAUCUGUACACCGUCUACAGCUUCUCCAUCCUCCUCUUCCAGCGAGGGUCUCCCUCAUUCUUUCCUCAGCCCCUCUCCAUCCGUGUCAUCAAAUGCAAGCUCCGCCCCUGCCACCCCGCAAGUCAGUCGCAGCAAUGAGUCCAAAGAAAGUGGACCCUCUCCACUCAGACCCGCAACCACCCCGAGCCCAUUAGUCUCAGGAGCGACCUCUUCACAUAACAAGCGAAUUUGCAAGGAAAAUCCAUUCAACAGGAAACCUUCUCCCUCUUCUACCAAAUCUAAAAACAAACCCCCGAAAGGUCCUCGUCCUUCUAGACCGCCAGCCCCCGGCCAUGGCUUCCCACUUAUCAAACGCAAAGUGCAGUCAGACCAGUACAUCCCAGUGGACGACAUCCACUGGGAGAUGAGUCAGCUGGAAAAGCAGCUGGAUGAGCUGGAGCUUAGAGGCGUGGGGCUGGAGAAGAAACUCAGAGACAACACUAAUGAUGAGGAUGAAGAGCACCUGUUGGUCGACUGGUUCACGCUCAUUCAUGAGAAACACCAGUUAGUCCGACGAGAAGCUGAGCUGGUCUACACUGCAAAGCAGCAGAACCUUGAAGAAAGGCAAGCUGAUGUGGAGUAUGAGCUGAGGUGUCUUCUCAACAAACCAGAGAAAGACUGGACAGAGGAGGACAAGAGCCGUGAGCAGCAACUGAUGGCCGAACUGGUCACCAUUAUUGAACAACGCAACCAAAUAGUCAACAACAUGGACCAGGACAGACAGAGGGAGGAGGAGGAAGAUAAGUUAGUGGAAGCCAUGCUGAAGAAAAAAGACUUCCAUAAGGAGCCCGACGUAGAGCAGCCGCAGAAGAAAAAAGGGGCCAAGUUUAAACCCAUGAAGGUUCUGAAGAGGCUCAGCCACAAAGGAGAACCUGGAAAAAGUCCUCGCAAGGAGAACAGCUGAUCCUCACCAAGUGUAAACACACUAACAGACUAAGGGGAUGUUUUUCAAGUUGUGAUUUAGUGACUCUAAAUGACUGUUUAAAAAGAAUCUGCUCACAUCUCCACAAAGAGAAAGUAUGACAACUCAAGUAUUUGAAUAGCUCUGACCUUUUCCAGCUUGUUAAGCAGCCAGAGGUACUGCUCAUUUAUCUGUUGCUGAUCUGUAGUCCGUUUUUAUCAAAUGAGGCCAGCUAGCGAAAAAGUUGACUUUGAUUUCUUCUCAUCCUGGAUCGCUCUCCUCCAACCCAAUACUAUUGGGCUCCUAAUGUCCCAGGUGCAUUCAACGACAUCACUCACCAAAGCAUUCUUACAUUCAAAUCAACCUGUCGCCAAGAUAUUUUGUAGUAAUAAUCCUUUUUAUCUUCAUGUUCUCACACAGGAAAAAAGCGACAAUUAUUUGCAUCAUCGGUCAAAACACAUUUUCAACAUAUUGAAUGAAUCUAGAGAGCUGCAAAUGGCUGUCAGAGAAUUGUAUUGAUAAAAGGUUACAUAUGCAUUUGUGCUUUUAAAAAAACAAAAUGGCAAUUUUAAGCUGUUUAAAAAAGAAAUGGGAAGCCCUGACUUUUUCAUUGUUAAUUUAUAUUUGACUGUGUUUUUAAUGUGUUUCACCUGAAAGUGGGGGUGUGUUUGCAUGCCUGCUAAUAAGCUGCAUAUUGUCAGGGCAUUUAAAUGUCCAAAUGUUUUGCCCAUAUUCAUCAUGUCUUUCUGCUUGGACCUAUGCAGAUGCUUUUUUUUUUUUUUUAUCCCAAAAGCAGAAUUUUAAGAAAUGGUUACGGUGAAAGGUAGAUCAUAUAAACAAGCUAUAUAAAUACUGCAGAUGUUUAUUGUUUAUUUAACCUUUGUGCACAUGUCACUAUCUUGCAUCCAUGCGGUUCACUUCCUUGUUGGGUUGUCGGGCUUCUUCUAGCAUCUCCAAUUCACGGAUUUUCUAAAAUAAAGCAAACACAAUUCGCAAAAUAUUAUAAUUGAGCCAAUAAAUAGUUCUUAUCACUCAAUGCAUAAAAACAGGGGUCUCCACUUUGACACAACAGAACAAAAUGUAAUUAAUUGUGAUCUAAAACGGGUGUGCCCAGACAUUUUGCCUCUAGGGGCCAAAGUGAAAAUGUCCCAAUGGUCACCGGGCCAAAGAGCAAUUUUUACCAUGCAACAGCACCACGAUUGAGGAAUUUAGCCUCAUACCAGUAAUAAUUCAUUAUAAAGGUAGUAGAGAUUGUCACACAGUCCUGUGCCUAAUUCAGUUAACAUGCAACUCUAUCUUUUAUGUUCAUUCUUAGCCUCAAAACAUUUCAAAAGAACUGGGGUUUGUGUGUGUGCCACAUAGAAAGUCCUGAGUUUGAUCCCCAUAGUCGGGGUCUUUCUGUGUUGAGUUUGCAUGUUCUCCCCGUGACGGCGUGGGUUCCUCCCACCUCCAAAGACAUGCAGCUGGGGAUAGGUUGAUUGGCAACACUAAGUUGGCCCUAGUGCAGUGGUUCUUAACCUUGUUGGAGGUACCGAACCCCACCAGUUUCAUAUGCGCA
This is a messenger RNA of Entelurus aequoreus (snake pipefish), 4925 nucleotides long. It is a transcript of the gene micall1a, whose product is annotated as MICAL-like 1a. The transcript is spliced from 16 exons. Bases 614 to 3370 code for a protein of 918 amino acids. Gene Ontology annotation, molecular function: protein binding. The record is from RefSeq and is a predicted model, not a curated record. Lineage: Eukaryota; Metazoa; Chordata; Actinopteri; Syngnathiformes; Syngnathidae.